UCUUUACUAUCCCUUUUCAACAUGGCGGUGAAUCUUACUGAAUUGUCUCUUCCACAACUAGAAGGUUUAAAAGCUCAGCUUGAGCAGGAGACUGAGUUUCUGUCUUCAUCCAUAGCUCAGUUGAAAGUUGUCCAGACAAAGUAUGUCGAAGCCAAGGACAGUCUUAAUGUCCUCAAAAAAAGUAAUGAAGGUAAAGAUUUACUUGUCCCUCUUACCAGUUCUAUGUAUGUUCCUGGAACUCUGCAUGAUGUAGAACAUGUGUUGGUAGACGUGGGAACAGGUUACUUUGUAGAGAAGAAUGUAGAAGACAGUAAAGAGUUCUUUAAGCGAAAGAUCGACUUCCUCACGAAACAGAUUGAGAAGAUUCAGCCUGCUCUUCAAGAAAAACAUGCCAUGAAGCAAGCUGUGAUAGAAGUCAUGAACAUGAAGCUCCAGCAGUUGCACAGUCAACAGACCUCGCAGUCAGGCACCACGAAGGCUUGAAGCAAUCCACCACACUCAAGCGUGUGUGCACAUAUGCAUGCACUGACAUGGACACACACACACACAUAAAUCAAGGCAACUCAGUUGUCUCACAGUUCUGACAGUAAUCUUACUGAUAUAGCAUUGCCCUUUCGUCUUUAUUACUGAAUAGCUCAGUAAUUUGGCAAAUAAACUCUUGUCUUGUUACCUACA
This is a messenger RNA of Electrophorus electricus (electric eel), 675 nucleotides long. RefSeq names its product prefoldin 5 (gene pfdn5). NCBI's taxonomy places the organism in Eukaryota, Metazoa, Chordata, Actinopteri, Gymnotiformes, Gymnotidae. Gene Ontology annotation, biological process: protein folding; RNA polymerase II core complex assembly; RNA polymerase I assembly. Gene Ontology annotation, cellular component: prefoldin complex; cytoplasm. The record is from RefSeq and is a predicted model, not a curated record.